This is a messenger RNA of Suillus clintonianus, 749 nucleotides long. RefSeq lists its product as uncharacterized. The transcript has 2 exons. The record is from RefSeq and is a predicted model, not a curated record. Lineage: Eukaryota; Fungi; Basidiomycota; Agaricomycetes; Boletales; Suillaceae. The coding region runs from base 97 to 414 and encodes 105 amino acids.
GGACAUUUGCUAAGUACUUAGUCACUAGCCACCAUCUAUCUGCUGUUCUACCUAUCAGGUCUUCACAGUGGAGAAGACGGCAUUUUGAAUGCUGCUAUGCAUCAUCUCCAGGCAGGGGCAGAUUUCAUCUCUGCCCCCUCCCCCAACUGUUUAUUUCAUCAAGGUCACGAGCGCGCAGUGGACGAGAUGCAUGCCUUGCGAGAUAAUACCUGGCUCCGCUUUGCGUGCCACAGCAAACAAAACUGUGUAGAACCUUUCAAGUCAGCCUUUCUCAUGCGCGACAAACCGUUUUCUCUGCCUGAUAUCACACAGACAGAUUUGUCUGGCCAUAAAUUUGCAUAUCUGUUCGCCUGUGAAAUUGCAGUCGGUGAUACGGGGACACCUGACGAGGAUCUGUUGGGAUUAAGAGUGUAGACCAUUCUGGAAAGCGGUCAAUGGCAUGUUGCGACGCCUUGUCGAGGCAUUUUAUAAAUAUUUCUGUGGGGACAGCAAGAUGAAUACAAAAGGGCUACCCGAGUGCUGCACGGAGUGGGCCAGUCCCUGACUUGUGAUAAGGACAUGCCAGUGGACCAGCGCUUCGUCUUCAUGCACAUCGGUUUAUGAUCCAUCAUGCAUCACGCUAUCGCGCUGCCUGUGGUCAUGUCCCUUGAAAUUUGACUUUAUACUUCGCCUUAUGUCUCGGCAACAUGUAUACCUGAAUCUUGAUUUACACCCAUUCCUGUAUCUCUGUCUUGCCUCAGAGCCCAAGC